Molecule: messenger RNA, 819 nt
Organism: Nicrophorus vespilloides
Lineage: Eukaryota; Metazoa; Arthropoda; Insecta; Coleoptera; Silphidae
Product: dynein light chain 1, cytoplasmic
Exons: 4
Coding region: 148-498 (116 amino acids)
Biological process (GO): microtubule-based process; cilium assembly
Cellular component (GO): cytoplasmic dynein complex
Molecular function (GO): dynein intermediate chain binding; dynein light intermediate chain binding
Source: RefSeq, a predicted model, not a curated record
UGUGCUUCGAGCGUCGUCGAGCACAGGGUUGAAGAAAAUAACAUACAUCCCUCAUGUUUUCGUGAACGGGGCCAACAGAUUAAAUCGUUAUUAGUUCGUUUCACUUAGAUACAUCUUCAGACAAGCUCCUACGAAAGAUAUUUGCGGAUGACCAAUACUAUAAAAGCAACCUUUUCUGAGAACAUACAUUUAAAAAUCAAUUGGUCUGCAACAAAAAACACAGCCAAGAUGUCUGACCGCAAGGCCGUUAUCAAGAAUGCCGAUAUGAGCGAAGACAUGCAACAGGAUGCUGUCGAUUGCGCGACUCAAGCUAUCGAGAAGUACAACAUAGAGAAGGAUAUAGCUGCAUAUAUCAAGAAGGAAUUUGACAAAAAGUACAACCCGACGUGGCAUUGCAUCGUUGGCAGGAACUUCGGUUCAUAUGUUACACACGAGACCCGCCACUUUAUCUACUUCUAUUUGGGACAGGUGGCAAUUUUGCUUUUUAAGAGCGGCUAAAGAGAUCGGGGGCAAAAAUGACUAUAAAUAUAUGAAACCUACACAUUAAAAAUUCACUUAAACAAAAAAAUACACACACACUUAUUCCGUACAUAAACUUUUUUUUUAUAAUUUAAUUUUCGAUUUGAAAUUUUUUUGAAAAGAUAUAAUUUUUCACUAAUACUAAGGCAGAUACUUAAAACAAAACAAGAAAACAAAUCUUCUCUAAUCUGUAAUAUUUUGCUCGAUACUACUACUAUUACUACUACUAAAGAUAAUAUUUUUAUUUUAAAAUAUAUGAGUUUGAUAUAAAUGCAGAUAUUUUUUGGGCUUUACAGUUUA